AUGGAUCUGGGGCUCGACAAUGUUCAUGUUUUAGUCACAGGAGCCAGCGGAGGAAUCGGUCUCGCGACUGUCCGCACGUUCUUGAAGCUCGGCGCCCGCGUGACGGCGCACUACCACUCCAAACGCGCCCCGCUCGAGCCCCUCCUCGCCGAGUUCGGCGGCGAGCGCGUGCGCGCCGCGCAGGCGAACCUUGCGCUCGAAGCCGACGCCGGCCGGCUCUUCGCGGACGCUCCAUCGGCGUUCGGGCCUGUGCAGGUCGUCGUCGUGAACCACGCGGUGUAUGAGGCGCGGAACGUUCCGCUCGCGGAAAUGCCACUCGCACAGUGGGAGAGCACGGCGCGUCGGAGGCGCGCGCGAGCGGGCGGCGGUCGUGCUCAUCGGGAGCACGGCGGGAAAUAUGGGGAAGCCGGCCAUGCGGAUUAUGCGGCGACCAAGAGCGCGAUGAUGUAUGGCCUGUGCCUUAGCCUGAAGAAUGAGAUCGUCAAGAUCGCCCCGAAAGGACGCGUGAACGUCGUGGCCCCAGGGUGGGUCAGGACGCCGAUGGCGGAGGAGUCGCUCAAAAACCCGGAUAUAGUGUAUCAGGCACUCGCGACGAUGCCGUUGAAGAAGGUGGCGGAACCAGAGGACGUGGCCAACCAGAUCGCCAUUCUGUCCUCUUCCACUGUCUCCGGACAUGUGUCCGGGACUGUAGUCAUGGUCGAGGGUGGCAUGGAAGGUCGCUUGCUGAACAGUCGACAAGAGCUGGGUUUGUGA
Epithele typhae is the source of this 753-nucleotide messenger RNA. RefSeq names its product NAD(P)-binding protein. The record is from RefSeq and is a predicted model, not a curated record. The transcript is spliced from 7 exons. The coding region runs from base 1 to 753 and encodes 250 amino acids. Lineage: Eukaryota; Fungi; Basidiomycota; Agaricomycetes; Polyporales; Epitheliaceae.